Messenger RNA from Aspergillus fumigatus Af293, 594 nucleotides. RefSeq lists its product as uncharacterized. The transcript has 2 exons. Bases 1 to 594 code for a protein of 197 amino acids. Lineage: Eukaryota; Fungi; Ascomycota; Eurotiomycetes; Eurotiales; Aspergillaceae. The record is from RefSeq and is a predicted model, not a curated record.
AUGACCUCCCUCCGACUCAAUCCGUCAACCCUCCGCUUAACCCCCCAACUCACCAAACCUCUACCCUCCCGUAUCCUCCGCGCCUCCAUCACAUCAUCUCUCGCCCUCAGGCCUCUAUCCGCUCAUCCCCUGAGGCGAUCACCACUCGCACCUGUACCUUCGUUCAAGAGAAUUCCUCCAUCAGCAAGCCCCUUCUCAACCGGAAAAUCCCAAGCUGACCUCCUCGUCGAAGAACUCCAAGAACUCUACGAAACCGCCAAAGACGAAUUCGAGAUCGCUACCGACAGCACCGCCAGCUCCACCAUCUACGCCGCCUCGGACCGCGAGUCCGCCCGCGAUGCCCUGAACCAGUUGCUUGCCGUGUACAGCCUCUACACGACCGAUAUCGCGGCCACGGCUGAGUCGCAUGCACCGCAGGAGUUGCAGCAGGGUGAUGAUGCUGCUGACGAGAGGGGCCAGUUGGUGAAUACGGAUUUCGAUCCGUCGGAGAUCCCGGCCCCCGUGCGCGAUGAGGUGCGGAGACGGGUUGGGCAGCGGGUGCGGGAGUUGAGUAAUGCGGUGGAGGCGUUGGAGGAGAGGGCUCAUGUUGAAUAG